Mycotypha africana is the source of this 2157-nucleotide messenger RNA. RefSeq names its product major facilitator superfamily domain-containing protein. NCBI's taxonomy places the organism in Eukaryota, Fungi, Mucoromycota, Mucoromycetes, Mucorales, Mycotyphaceae. Gene Ontology annotation, molecular function: transmembrane transporter activity. Gene Ontology annotation, biological process: transmembrane transport. The transcript is spliced from 5 exons. Bases 142 to 2013 code for a protein of 623 amino acids. The record is from RefSeq and is a predicted model, not a curated record.
AAGACAAAAAGAAAAUGUGAACCUUAUUGUUCUUUUAACAUACUGCGCACGGUGAACCUAUACUCCAGAUCUUUUCCUUUUCUCUUCCAACUCACCUAGCAAAGCGAGCCCCCGUCAUUCCUUUUCAUCUCCAGCUUCUCUAUGUGGAACAUUUUCAAGCCUAAAGAUAAGAAAAAGGCCUACCCUCCUCAGCAUCAAAAUGACAGCAAUGAGGAUAUCUUACGAGUGAUCAAGCAGUACAGUCAAAGUCCCAUGGAUGCUAUUCAUAAAAACAGUAAAUUAGACCAACCAAAAUACCCGUUUCUGCUACGAUAUCGAACGUCGAACCUCUUUGUCAUAUUCAUAUCUACAUACAACAUCAUUUCAAAUAUCUACCAUAUCAUAUCAUUAUCAUUAAUCACUUUGUAUAUCAUUGAACAUCAAAUCGACACCGGCCCUUCAAAUGUAGAAACGAGUCCAUUAUCAAGACAGAACAUCAACAAUGUGUUAUCCAUCUGUAUCUUGUCUGGAAUUAUUGGUGGGUCCCUAUUGACGAGUUGGGUAGCUCGUCAAACAAAGCAAAGAAGAGUACCUUUACUGGUCGCUUCAAUUGCAGGCAUGAUAGCAGGCAGCGUGUAUAUGGUAUCUGUACAAUAUUGGAUGUUACUUCUUGCUGGGUUUGUACAGGGCGCAUCCAACGCAGCUAUAUGGCUUUUUAGUUCAGCAUGUAUUGCUGACGCAUGGUCACAGCGUCAAAGCACGAUGAUGGUUGGAUUCAUCAAUAGCAUUUCAGCCUUAGGGGCAGCGUUUGGAUUGAUAGUAGGAGGAGAGUUCUUUUACCACUUCGAUCAUAAAAUCUGCUUUUUGAGCACGAUUGUCACAGGCUGCUUGUCUCUAUUAGGAUUGGUUCUUCUCAUUGAAAAGCACAUGGUUCCCAACGAAUGGCUUACUUCAAGGCAGUUGGAAUUCAUGAGAAAAAGAAACAAACGUCGACGUAAUGCAACACCUAUCCAUUCCCGGGUAUGGGAUGCUUAUACAGAGAAAGGUGGAGUAUGGGGCGAUCAUCUAUCAUCAGCGACGCUCCAGCGUGCUGGUAGCCACCGAUCGCUUUCAUCUGAAAAAGACAUGGGUACAGCCACGGCGGCAGCAGCACAACAGACCCAGAAUGGCAUAGGCAUUGAAAAAGCAACAGAUAGGCGCCUUUUUAUGUGGACUUGUGUAGAGCUUUUCACUGUCAUUUACAAUGUCUUUGUUACGUUUGUAAUUAUGAGUGGGCUAAAGCUUGUCGUUAUACAAAACCUCCUCCAGACCUUUAUGUUUCGUCAAGAUGAAAUGUUUCCAGAAGUGAUUACAGGAACGUUUCUACUUCCUUACGCUGUGUCUAGUUUCAUGGGUGGCGUAUUGUGUAUAUGGUUUGAGGCCAAGAUCAUUACUCUAACAAUGACUAUUAUGUGCGUCCCUGUUUUCAUUUGGCUGGGCUUACCCAACAAUAAUUUCCAAUGCUUCGUAUCAGCUGUGGCACUCACUGCUAUCUUAUUGAGUGUCAUCAUAACGUCCAGUGUCGCCGGCAUGGUGCAGAUAGUACAGCAAAAGAGGUUGACGCAGCAACAGAGAAAGGCAAAGAAGGAGCAACCCUCUGCGCAGCUUAUAGUGGGUGUCUUUGGAGCCAUUAUUGUUGCAGCCAACGUAGGACUCUUUGUGGGCUCUUUUGUUUCAGAAUUGAUGGAUAGACUGCAGGGUUUCUGGCUGUGUUUCUCGUUUGCCAUGCUACUGGCCACCUGUGUCCCAGCCAUGAUCUGCUUUAUUAAAAGCGAUGUCGGUCAUAGCAGAAUGGAACUGGAAGAAGGAAAAAAGCAUACGAGUAAGAUUGUCAACAAUAUACGGCCUAUGAGUUUUGACGAAUCUGUUGUAUCUGAUGAGGAUGAUGACCAAGAUACAAAUAGUGCAGUUGGAACCCCAAGAGUAUCGCUGAGCGGUGGCGCACUCAGAAAAGAUGUUCUUAUACACUCUUUGGAGACAAGCCAUAAAGUAUAGUCAGUCCCCCUUUUUCCAUAUUAUUAUACAAUAGACAAAAGUAUACACCAUUUAUUAUAUAAUGAAAAGAGAGAGAGAGAGAGAGAGUACUUAUUUUCUCUUCUAGUGAUGCGAAAUAAUACAAUAAGAAUAUGCAAUUCGUUG